Messenger RNA from Olea europaea var. sylvestris, 1227 nucleotides. RefSeq names its product calcium/calmodulin-regulated receptor-like kinase 2. Gene Ontology annotation, biological process: protein phosphorylation. The record is from RefSeq and is a predicted model, not a curated record. The transcript has 3 exons. Gene Ontology annotation, molecular function: protein kinase activity; ATP binding. The coding region runs from base 53 to 739 and encodes 228 amino acids. Lineage: Eukaryota; Viridiplantae; Streptophyta; Magnoliopsida; Lamiales; Oleaceae.
AACUCUGCUUACAAGAUGUUUCCAUUGUCUGAUUCUCAAAAACAACCAAAGUAUGGUUUGUAAAACCGAUUUGGUUAUACUUGGCAUCUCUAUCGGUGUGGCUGCUGGCGUUCUUAUAGCAUCGCUCAUACUCUUUGGCAUUUGUUGGUACAAGAAACCUGCUCAUCUUCCCCGCAAUGCAAAUGAGUGUUCUAUUGCUACCCUUCCUAUACGAGAAAAUGGUUUGGGUACAAGCAUUGAGUCAAGUGCAUCUCUUUCAAAUUCUGUAAUUAUCAAGAGAUCAGAUUAUCUUGCCAGAAAACCUCAAAACUCCUGGUGGAUUAAUCAUAGUAAAGGUCGAUUUGGUUCAGCUUCUGGACUACCAAGAUACUCUUACAAAGACAUUCAGAACGCAACCCAGAACUUCACAACUAUUCUAGGACAGGGCUCUUUUGGUCCAGUGUAUAAAGCUGCAAUGCCAACUGGUGAACUGUUUGCUGUAAAAGUUCUUGCUUCCGAUUCUAAACAAGGGGAAAAAGAGUUUCACACAGAGGUUUCUCUGCUUGCUAGGCUGCAUCAUCGGAAUUUGGUGAAUUUAGUUGGAUAUUGUGUUGACAAAGGACAGCGAAUGUUAGUUUAUGAGUUCAUGAGCAAUGGAAGCUUAGAAAACCUUCUUUAUGGUAAGUUAAUUGUUUUUAAACUUGUUAAAACCGACUUUUCUAUUCACUUGAUACAAGUAUCCAUGCCUUUGUUUUUCUAAAAUGACUCACGAAUUGACAUUUAUAUGAAAUUAAGAGAUUUAUCAAUGAGCUCUGCCAUAUUUCUUGAACUAAUAGAUUAUAAGGUAAACAUAUAUUUGCUAAUCUGUGCAAUCUUUGUUAUCUCGUUGUGAAAAAGAAGGAACAAAAUGGAGGAAAAGAUGGAUGUUGAAUGAUUCUUGAAAGAUCUGUUACUUCCAUUAAAUGCACUUACAUUACUAAGCCUUCUUAUUUCAAUGAAUUUUAAAAGGUCAGUUCCGAUUUUAAAGUCAUAAAGCUCUUUAGAGGAUAUUAGAACGGUUGCCUGAAAUAAAUUUAACUGCCGAAUGUGAUGAAAUUUUUUGUUAUAUAGUGAUAUUUAACAAAUUUAAUGAAAAUAAUAUAUAUUGCUGUGAGUUUGUAUAGCAUUUCUUCUAGAAAAAUUGAUCUAAAAUACCUCCUGUUCGUUGCAAGUUUUUAUGGAUUAUUUAUUCACUGAAUUUUAAUCAAG